AUGGCAUGGCGCAAGCAGUCGGCAGCGGCCCCUCUGGUCGCCGGCCUUCUUCUCUUGGUGUCCGCCCCCACUCCGGUGUUCGCCCACCCUUAUCCUCUCCAAAAUGUCGCAAACAACCUCUUUUACAAUUUGGGCGACCAAUUUAUGAAGCGCGAUUGCGUUCAACGUUGUGGAGCCGACUCUCAGUACUGCUGUGGAUCCGGAGAGCAGUGCUACACCGUUAACAACAUCGCUGGCUGCAGCACCGUGAGCGGAGGUGGAGGCUACGGCAUUUACACCACGACAUGGACUGAGACGAACACCUUUACCAGCACAAUAUCGACAAACUGGCCUGCAGUGACAACAGGGGCAGCUGGGGGAGGCACCGGGGCCACCUGUGUUCCUCAGAGUAGUGGAGAGACGGCCUGUGGCAGCAUUUGCUGCGCCGCCAACCAGUACUGUGCCUACUCAGGGCAAUGCGCUCAGCGCGAUGGCUGGGGCGGAGGCGUCACUACAAUUACAUCGGGAGGCCAUACAAUCACCACCCAAUACUCUGCUCCUUACCGCAUCACGAGCACCGGGGCCACCGGCACCGCCGCCUCAGCAACCAGCACCGGCACAGUCGUACCCAUCACCAACGAGGGUACUGGUGGAGGAUUGAGCGGCGGCGCCAUCGCCGGUAUUGUUAUCGGCACGCUUGCAGGUCUCGGUCUUCUCAUGCUUCUCUGCUUCUGUUGUAUCGCCCGCGGCCUGUGGGGUCUCAUCUUUGGCAAGAAGAAGAAGGAGCACAGCCACAGCCGCGAACGAGUCGAGGUGGUUGAGGAGAGAUACUCGCGUCACGGCAGCCGCAUGCCAUCUGCCCACUCUGGUCGCCCCUCGCACGGCGGCUGGUUCGCAGGUGGCGGUCGUCCCGCCCCGGCUGCUCGUCGCAAGGAAGAGAAGAAGGAAGGCGCCAAGUGGUUGGGCCUGGGAGCCGCCGCAGCAACCAUGUUGGCGCUCUUGAAUCUUAAGAAGGACAAGCCGAAGGCCAAGCCUCGGUCGAGCUACACCGACUCGUACUACUCGUACACGGGGACAAGUCCCAGUGAGUCUUCAUGGGAUUCUCGGGAUCGAUCGGAUCUGACGUCCUACCUAGGCAGCUCUAGCUCGGGUGGAAGAACUCACCGCACCGGCCACACACGCGGCACACACACGACGCGCCACUCACGGAGGUAG
Molecule: messenger RNA, 1194 nt
Organism: Colletotrichum costaricense
Lineage: Eukaryota; Fungi; Ascomycota; Sordariomycetes; Glomerellales; Glomerellaceae
Exons: 1
Coding region: 1-1194 (397 amino acids)
Source: RefSeq, a predicted model, not a curated record